Messenger RNA from Colletotrichum scovillei, 2235 nucleotides. RefSeq names its product FAD binding domain-containing protein. Gene Ontology annotation, molecular function: FAD binding. The record is from RefSeq and is a predicted model, not a curated record. The transcript has a single exon. NCBI's taxonomy places the organism in Eukaryota, Fungi, Ascomycota, Sordariomycetes, Glomerellales, Glomerellaceae. Bases 496 to 2154 code for a protein of 552 amino acids.
CCCAAGUGGCCCAGGAAGGACAGCCAAGUCCAGGCAGAAUACACUUUACCGUUCAAAGUAACGCCAUCGCCAGCUAGAAGAAUGUUACGACCCCAUUGCCCCGCGUGCGACCGGCCUCAAUCUGGCCCCGGUUCCCGUAUCUGUCCUUGACAUGCGUUGUGUGGACAACCCUGCACCUCGAUCAAAUUGCGUGUUUCCCCGUCUUACCUCUCGCCCGCGGACAUCUCCCUCGACAAUCUGGCAAUGAACGUGACGUACGCAGUUAUGAUGAAGCACGGAGCUUGUGAAGGCGAGGUGCCGACGUGUUCGUUCAGCUGAUGUUGGGCAUGGAAACUCUGGUCCUCUUUGAAGCAUAUCGAGUCCCCUAGAUGUUCCGCAGUAUGACCCAAACGAACUUACGCGGGAAAAAAAGAUGUUAUUUAAAGUAGUAUCCCGCCUUGCCUCGUCGCGGUCGGCGUCUGCUGCCAUUACCCACUCAGAAGCACUAAUACACCAAUGCAUUCACCAUCAGAGAAAAGACCAUUGACAUCGUCAACCAAGAGAUCAUCACUACCGAAAAUGAGCGAAACAGACGUCCUCAUCAUCGGCGCCGGCCCCACGGGCCUUACUCUCGCACUCGAGCUCUCGGUACAGAGCAUCCCCUUCCGCAUCAUCGACAAGGCCCCCGUCCCGUCAGACAAGUCCCGCGCCCUGGCCGUGCAGCCGCGCUCACAGGAGCUCCUCCACCGCCACCGCCACAUCGCCGAGUCCAUGCUCGCCGAGGGCACCGCGGGACCCGGCGUCAACAUCUACUGCAACAAGCGCCAUCUCGUCACCGGCACCUUUGACGACCUCGGCUUCGACGAUACCCGCUUUGGCCUGCCGCUGUGGAUCUCUCAGGUCGACACCGAGGGCGCCAUGCUGCGGCAGCUGGAGGUUUAUGGCGGUACUGUGGAGCGGGGUGUGUCGGCGGACGAUAUCAAGCAAGACGGCGUCCGCGCGAGCACCACUCUGACAAAAGGCACGUCGAAGGAGAUCGUUCGGGCAAAGUACAUUGUCGGCUGCGACGGCGCACACAGCGUCGUGCGGCACAGCGCCGACGUGACGUUUGAGGGUGCGCAAUACCCUCAGCAGUUCAUGCUCUGCGACGCAAAAGUGAAAGGCGACUACGACACAGAGCGUGUCUCCCUCUAUCUCGGCAGCAGGGUAAUGGUCGUCUUUCCUCUCAAGAACGGCGUGGUCCGCUUCGUGGGCGAAAGGUCAUCGAGGAGCAAGCGCGAGGGCGACCCGGAUAAGGAGGAGAUUGAAGAGUUCGUGGAGGAGAUGAUGGGGAAGAAGUUGGAGAUUGAAGAGACGCUGUGGCUGACGAGCUUCCGGUGGAACUGCCGUGGUGUCAAUAACUACCGCGACGGACGGCUAUUUAUGGCCGGCGACGCGGCGCAUAUCCAUUCCCCUGCCGGCGGCCAGGGUAUGAACACCGGCAUUCAAGACGCCAUCAACUUAGGCUGGAAGCUCGCGGCCGUGAUCCGUGGCGAGAAGGAGGAGGCAUUCCUGGACACAUACAACGAGGAGCGUCACCCUGUCGGACAACAUCUCCUCACGGGCACAGAUCGCAUGUUCACCAUGGUGUCGUCGCAAAACACAAUCUUUACGACGGUGCGGAACUGCUUGAUGCCAUGGAUCGUCCCCCGGAUUUGGAGCAACAAGGCGCGACGGCUGUCGCUGUACACCUUUAUCUCGCAAAUGGCCAUCAAGUACCGCAACAGCUCCAUCGUCGGCACAGCAGUCGGCUUCGACGGGCCUGUCAGGGGCGGCUGGAGGGCGCCAGACGGGCAAGUCACGGACGAGAGGGGCGAGAAGGGCAAGUGGUUGCUCGGGAUGACGAGCGCGCGGGACCACACGAUUUUCCUGUUUGCAGGCGGUGCGGCGGACGACGAGGAGAACUUGGACAAGGCGGAGGAGAAGAUUGUCACGGACGGAAGGUUCAAGGAGUACGGUGUCAUCAAGAUCUAUGCCGGGGAGACGGUGGGAAAGGGGGGCUACAAGGACGUGGACGGCGUGCUGCACAAGCGGUACGGGUUCGAAAAGGGGGCCGGGAUGGUGGUUGUGAGGCCGGAUGGGUAUGUUGGAUUUAUCGGCCCGGCGGAGUGCGUGGAGGAGUUUCUAUCAAUGUGACGGCGGGGUCUGUAUGCCGAUGGGGUUUGGAAGAGUGUCAAGAUAGCCGGGAGUAAUCGUAAUGGGUUAUGUGUCAUGGAG